This is a messenger RNA of Phytophthora infestans T30-4, 3405 nucleotides long. RefSeq lists its product as uncharacterized. NCBI's taxonomy places the organism in Eukaryota, Oomycota, Peronosporomycetes, Peronosporales, Peronosporaceae. The record is from RefSeq and is a predicted model, not a curated record. The transcript has 6 exons. Bases 1 to 3405 code for a protein of 1134 amino acids.
AUGAUCCGGGUAAGAACGGAACGCAUUCUCAGUGUUGCCAACAUGACGCCUAGCGAUCUGAACAUCAGCAUUGGAAGCCCUCUUGGAGCUCAGGGUGGAGGAGCUAUGGAGAGGAUUGGUUCAUGCGACGAGCGGUCCAUUGGCUUUGCUGUGGUCAGCAAUCGACUGGUGAUUGCAAUCGCGACAGUUGAAGCUUUGAGCAGCGCAUCGAACCAUAUCGAAUGGUCUCCAGAAGUCGCAUUGAACGUGAAAGGAGACACAAAGCCGAUUGUUGUACCACCCGCGCAGGCAGGACUGAGGAGUCUGGCAAGUGUGUACUGUAUCGAGUUGGUCAAUUCAGAUGGAUAUUUAAAGCUGAUCAUCCGUCCACAAGUUGUGGUGAUCAACUCGACGAACGGUGACUUGAAAUGUGCUCCCACAGACGGGCGAGGAAACGCACUUGUUGAAGACGGCAGAUCAUCGGUGGUCGCGGGGAGCAAUUCUGGGUGGAGUGUUCCUGUCUGUCUGCACAAAGAAGCGAAUAAACGGAGUAUUACGGCUGAUAUGUCGUCGUGGUUAAGCUCAAAGCUAUCGAGGCGUCCAAGCAAAGACCCAUUAAAAACGGUGAAGCAAGCUAUGGUGGCAAGGCUAUCAUGCUCUUUUCGAGUGACUCUCAUGGAAGAUGGAUACGAGUGGACAGAAGAAAUAACAGUGAUGCUCCCUAAAAUCCCUCUCCUGCUCACUUCAGAUGGCAAAUUGAGAAUUGCUGAACCGGAGACGUCGUCAGCAGGGCCUACCAACACGCAAAUAGGCCUAUAUCCAGCCCCAUCUACGACGACGUACCGAAGACGCUUACUAAUCCGCCAUCGUGACUUCAGACAUAAGGCGCUGACGUACACCAUCACUCAAAAGGAAAAGUCCAUUCACAUUAUUUUCUUCGUGGACCAUCAACCGCCUGUGAUUAUCCACAACCAGUGGGAAAACAUGCUGGGCUUCCGAAACGUGUCAUUCCCAUCGGAUCCGGAGGGUGUUGGUGCGGACUAUUACCUGGAGUAUGAUUGGAGUCUGCAGGUUUCUGCAAAGCAUCGUGAAGCAACGACAGAAGAGAGUGACGCCGGUGAAAAGGAGCGUGAUGCAGAGAGUAAGCUGCUAAGAGAUUGGUUGGAGGCUUCAUCUCAGUUUUAUGAGAAUGCCGACGCGUCUGGCACAACAACCAGUGAGCGCAUGCGAUUCCAGAUCGGAUUACCACAAUACGGGUGGUCUAAUUCGCUGUGGCAGGUUGGUGGAAUUCAGUUCGCGUCUUUCAGCACAGAAGACGGGAUUGCCCCCACCUUCUUAGUCAUGUGCUUCUAUCGAGUAGGAUCGUGGCUCAUAUCCAUCACUUGCCUAGAGGACCCGACUCGUGAUGGCCAGGUAAAUCCUACGCCGUCGUUAAUGUUGCCUUCCGUGGCAUCUCCAGCGGAAGUUGACAAAGCUGUUCCAGCGUACUUGAAGGUUGGUGUGGUCGUGGAGGAACUAUCUCUUCACUUUUGCGACGAGCAUGAUCCUCUACGGGAUGCAAGAGGGAUGAUUCUGUACCCAGAGAUUCUACGAGCAACGUGCAACGCUGUGUCAAUUGUAUUUGCGACGGCUCCAGAUCCGCCAGAAAUUUCUCGUCACAGCGCUCGCUUGGGCUAUCUGUCGCACAUUCGAUCGUACACAACUUUAUUCGUUGCGGUCGAAGAUAUUGAAGUGGGGCAUUUUCUACAAACCUGCAACUUCCCGGUAAUUCUUCACUUCCCAGAAUCACAUGCGUCGAAGAACUCGCUUCAGUUUGAUCGCGUAAAGAAGCAAGAGAAUCUGGGGAGUUUGAUGGGUAAGCUACUUGACAAGCAACUACCAGGUGCUGAGCAUGCGUGCUUAAUUGCCAGAAUCAUCUACACUGAUACAUGGGACCCGGUUGGCAUCCCAUCAUAUUUCCACAGCAUCGAGCUGAAAUUAUCCCCAGCCGUCCUCCAGGUGGAAGACGACAUCUUGACGUACGUGAACUCUUUUGUGCAGCCAUUAUUUGCCGCAGCUGAAGGCGAGGCUGCUGUGAGAGCAAUGCACGACAAGGAAGAUCGGAAAAUCGCACCACGUGAUGCCUGGAGCUUACAUGCGUAUGAAUCAGUGGUGGUAACGACGCAGCGUAAAGUGUAUAUCGAGUGGCUGAGGAUCAGCAAUCUACAAGUGACGAUCACAGCGCGAGUCUCGAUUCCUGUACUUAACAGUUUUGAUGGCACACCGCUGUAUUUUGGACCAACUGAGAUGCGCGAGGUGUUCUCGUUCCCUGACCAGUUGAUCAAGGACUUGGCAGCAGACUACGUGGCUGACACGAUUGUCCGCUCUCCGAUGCUACUAAUGUCGCUAAACAUAAUUGGCAACCCAGCAGGGUUCCUUCGGAGCUUUGGUCAAGGUGUUCGAGAUCUAGUAGAAAUUCCUCUGGCCGCGUCUAGAAAAGGCUACAGUCCGUGGAUACUCACGAAGGGUGUGGUGGGUGGUGUCGCCUCCUUUUUGGGCCAUACGACCGCAGCUACACUCACUUCCGUGUCCGGAUUCUCGUAUUCCAUUUCGCGGACAAUGGAUCAACUCACGCUGCCGCCAGAACAGCUACGAAAGCGCCACUACACGCGUCCAACGCACUUGUCGUCGGCGCUUGCAGAUGGCCUGGGAUCACUAGGCUCAAGUGUUGUUGGUGCAGCAGCUGGAGUGAUCACUACUCCGAUUGCAGUGUACAAGGAGCGUCAGCUACAAGGACUCGAUACUGGUAUUCGAAACGUGGUAGGCGGUGUUGGUAUGGGGCUAGUGGGAAUUGUCGCCCGACCGAUGGGUGGCGUUGCGUCGCUUGUGUCCAUGGCGUCAGAUGGACUAUUGUACGAAAUGGGAGGCAGUCGCACACCAUUUGAUGAUUCUGCCUCCCGGUUCGAUGCAAGACCUAACGAACUCUUGCGUUACAAGCUGAAAGUGCUACGGGGUGCGAUUGGCAGCAGCUUACUCAUUGCGCAUGGCAUUUGGGUUAUCCCUGUGGGCAAUCUCCUGCUCGAAUCUGAGCAAGAACUUGACUACAUCUCGGAACAACAGUUGGAAACACCGGAGAACGAACCGCUUCGAGAACUUCUUCUGGCGCGUGAUAUUACGCAUCGUCUGGUUCAAGUGACAGUUGUGUGCUCGAGCGAGUGCAUCUAUGUCGUGGGAGUGAGCGGAGCACAGAAUCAGGUCGUGUUGGUACGAACACCGUUGAAAUCGAUCGAGGCGGUUGAGGAGAGUCUCAAGGAGCCUACCGUUUUUGAUUUGGGCGUUAAGAUGCCAGCAAGUGCAGAAUGGCUGCGCUUCCGACUGCCACCGCGUCAAAGGCGGCACUUGAGCCAUCAACUUCGACUUUGGCUGGCUAAAGAUUCGAUUGUGUAA